AUGAUGUACGAACCUCUAGAUGCAGCAAUGGAAAGAUUGCUCCGCCAUGCGGAUAGCAUCAAAAGAAUCACUUUCGACGUCGGUAUGUUUUUUUCUUUUUUAAUUCAGGAAUUUUCCCGAACUUGCGGUGGAAUACAGAUUUUUCGCAAUUUUUCUCCAACUUUCAUGGAAAUUGAUCAAAAAAUCACAGGUGAUCGAAUGGUGAAGGUGGCAUACCUCUCCACUUCUAUCGUCUCUCCCAUCGAGAAGGCUUCAACAACUGAAAAUGAUGAUGUUUUUUUUUUCUUUCAACCCACGCAAAAUAAUCAUCUUUAAGGUACCGAAUGAGAAGGAAGUGAACCGUUUGCACUGUUUCCAAAUGGAAAAAGCGGAUGUAGUACUUUUUCACAAUUAUCUCAAAAUGGUAAACAAUUUUUGACUUUUGAACUUUAAAUAUAUUGUUUAGAAAACUGACCUCAAAUCGGAGUCGAUCGUAUACACAGGCCCCGCAAAAAGUCAUCUCCGGGUUCUUUACGAAUCGGAAAAAUCAGUAAUUAAAAAAACCUUUUUUUAUAAUUCAAAAAUGCUAUUUUUUUAGGUUGGAGCACGUCGAUGCUGUCAGUUCAUACGUUACCGGGACCAUUUUUCUUUUGAAAAAUAUCGAAAGCGAAGCUUUCACGUACAACCACAGUGGCACUCCGAAAUACGAGUUCGUUGAUACAAGCUCAACUUCUAUUUUCCCGUUCCUCAUGAUUAACGUUGGAACUGGAGUUUCGGUUAUUGAGGUAUGAUUUUUUCCUUUUUUUAAUUCUACGAAAAAGGAUUGUAUAAAUUUUUCAAGGUGGAAAGCGAGACUUCCUUCAAAAGAAUCGGCGGAAGUUCUAUCGGAGGUGGCACUUUCGUCGGUCUUGGUAAUCUUCUGACUGGAGACAAAAGUAAAAAAAAAACUUAAUUUGUUAAACGUUCAUUAAUGAACACAGAUGUGGAGGAACUUCUGAAAAACGCGGAAAAAGGCGACAACAGCGUUCUGGAUCGCCUUGUUUCCUCCUACAAUCUGUCAGUUUUUUUAUUAUUCAUUCUGAUUUUUGUCAUUUAUUUCAUUCUUCACGGUUUUCCACUGAAAUUUUUCAGCAAAGUGUGACAAAAUUAAAAAGUCCAUCGAUUGAACUUGUUUCUCGAAACGCUUCAAUUAACUUAAAUGAAUGAAUCAUUGUCCCCCAUGCUGUGUGAAAAAUUCAAAUGGAAAUUUUUUUAAUGGGACUCUUAUCUGUUUUUUCUUCAAAAACUUUAAAUUAUUCCAGUGGUCCACUCGUUGACAUGGCCGCUUCCACCAUUGCUUCUUCGUUUGCCAAUGCUGGUUUGGAACGGCACGACUUGGAAAACCUCACCCCUCAAGAUUCGUUGAAAAGCCUUCUAUACAUGAUCAUCAAUAACAUUGGACAGGUUGAAGAUUUUUAUUUUAUUUUUUCUAUCAAUCUUCGAAAUCUUCCCAGAUGGCCUAUUUGUACUCGCAGAAGAGCAAAAUUGAUCGCGUUUAUUUCAAUGGAUUUUUUUGA
Caenorhabditis auriculariae is the source of this 1535-nucleotide messenger RNA. Lineage: Eukaryota; Metazoa; Nematoda; Chromadorea; Rhabditida; Rhabditidae. The record is from the annotation of a GenBank genome assembly.